AUGCAUUUCUCAACCACCACCAUCCUCUCCACCAUCAUCCUCGCCUCCUCCGCUUUCGCAGGUCCCCUCGACUCCCGCGACUCAGACGACUCCUCCAACCCAGAUCUCAACAUCUUCCCCACCACCGCCGACGCCUACGAGAACUACGCCAUCUGCAAGAACAAGAUCACCAAGGACCGCUUCCCAAGUCUCGCUGCCCCAAGCGAUGAAGGCGGUUGCGUCCGCUACUACCCCGGGAUCGACAUGACCGGUGUCGUGACCAUGAUCGACCUCUUCUUCAAAGACGGCAUCUCCAACGCCUGCGACUGCGCCGCCGCCUGCUUGGACCGCCCCCUCACCUGCACCAACUGGGUCUUCAAGCACACCUUCGCCGGCGCCGCCAUCGACUCCAACAAGCGCUCCUGCACCCUGUACUCCUCGCCCAACAUCCCCACCGACGUGACGCUCAUGUAUCACCUCAACGGCUCCGUCGGCACCGGCGUCAUCGGCAUGAACCCGCAACAGGGCGGCGACGCUCCCCUGACGUUCUUGGAUGUGAAUAACACUAUGGUGGACAAGUUUGGUGUUUCGGGGUUCAUGAGCAGGGAUACGAAUGGGUUGCAGUAUUGUUAGAGCGGGGAUUGGAGAGCUGGUGUUAACAUUGCAUUGCAUAGCGUUUGGUUUUGGGUUGAGAUGAGAUGAUGGAGUCGCUCUUUACUGAUUUUGGAUUUUGCAUAGCUUUGGUGUUUUUCCCUCUUUUGCAUUUUAGAUUGGUU
This is a messenger RNA of Mollisia scopiformis, 755 nucleotides long. RefSeq lists its product as uncharacterized. The coding region runs from base 1 to 612 and encodes 203 amino acids. The transcript is spliced from 2 exons. NCBI's taxonomy places the organism in Eukaryota, Fungi, Ascomycota, Leotiomycetes, Helotiales, Mollisiaceae. The record is from RefSeq and is a predicted model, not a curated record.